Messenger RNA from Hydra vulgaris (swiftwater hydra), 2035 nucleotides. RefSeq names its product probable RNA-directed DNA polymerase from transposon BS. Gene Ontology annotation, cellular component: nucleus. Lineage: Eukaryota; Metazoa; Cnidaria; Hydrozoa; Anthoathecata; Hydridae. The record is from RefSeq and is a predicted model, not a curated record. Gene Ontology annotation, molecular function: DNA binding.
GUGUUUUGUUUCAAAUGUCCUCUUUUAUUGAAUGUUGAUCUUUUUUUAGCAAAUGUUUUUCCUCCUCAUAUCAUGAUUUUUUGUUUAUUAUUUGUUUAAAUAUAUAUUUAUUUAUUUGAUUUAUGCUUUAGAAUUAAAUUUAUAUAUAAAUAAAUAAUAAAGUUUCAAAACAAUUAAAGAACUACAGCAAUAAUUUACACAGUUAAACAUUUCCAGGUAAUAUAUAGAGGAGUUGAUCGCUGUUUUACUGCGCAAGCUCUUCAGCCAACUAAAGUUUAUAGCUUUACAGUUUCAGCUUGGAUGAGUGAGGGUAGAUGCGAAAGUUUACCCAGAACACGUCGAAUCAGCAAGCAAUAUUAAUCCAAGGCAUGGCUGCAUAUAGACAAAAGAAACAUCGUCAUUUUAAACAACAAAAAGAAAUAAAUACUUUCUAUCCAGAGGAAAAUUUAUCUGAAUAUUUAGACACUGCGAUUGAUCCAUCUAUUGAAAUUGAUACUUUGAGUAAUUUAGUAAUCUAUCAAUCUGAAGAUACUCAAAUUGAUGUUUCUGAAUUUUCUGAAUUUGAUUCAUCUUCCGAUUCAUUUAUUGAUUCAGAAUAUUAUUCUCAUACAUUUCCAGCUGAUAGUUUUUCAGAUAAUGAACCUUUUCAUCAGCAAUCAACUGAUUUAAUAGAAACCAAUUGCCGUGAAAAAUUACAGAAAUGGACUGUAGACCAUCGAAGCCAUUUGACUGUUGAAACAGUAGAAGAUUUGUUAAAAAUACUGAGGGUAGAAAAUAUUCAUAAUUUACCUAAAUCUGCAGUUACAUUGAUGCAUACAAAGUCAAAUAAAAAUAUAAAUUUAAUGAAUAGCGCAAAAAACACAAUUGGAUAUUUUAUGUUUCUUGGUAUAGAACAAGGCUUAAAAAAUGAAAAAUUGAGUAAAAUGUCAUUGAUACCAGGAGUUUUGUGGAAGAGUUUUGAAAUUGUUUUAAUUAAAGAAGCAAAAAGCUAUGAACAAGGAUUGCGACAUAUGAUUAGGCCAUGCUCUGAAUUUGUAGUUCAGAGCAGUAAUUUUGAAGAUUUAAACAGUUCAGAAGAAGAAUCUGCUCUUGUUAAAUUAAGCAACUCUGAGCUUAAAGCAUCUUUAAAAGAUAUCUCUUCGUUUAAAGAGCAUGAGUCCUUUGUUUCCUUUAAAGUAAAGAAAAGGCGAUCGUCAUGUUGUGAUGAAGAAUCUAAUGAUUCUUUGUCCUCAUCUCCUAAAAUAAAGACCUAUAAAUGUAACCCAGAGAGAAAAAACCAAAUGGUAAAGAAUUCUAGUAUGUCACAUGAAAACUCCAGGAAAAGUUUAAAUGAAAAUAAAAUAAAGAAAAAAGAUGUGAUACUUAAUCCAAAUUAUAAGUAUUGCCCUACAUGUGGCUGUGCAGCUAAAAAUGCUCCUGCAUCGAAAGCUAAUCUGGAAUCUGCCAGGAGAAGUAUCGAAUAUCGUAUUAGAGAGAAAGCGAAAAUCACAAGAGCGUUGUUUAGUGUUCACAAUAACACAUAUUCAAAAAAUUAUAUCCGAACAGACAAUUAACGAAUUACCAUUCAACGAUGUAGAAAACUUCCUUGAUUUUGAUAAUAAAUUAAAAACUGAUACAGUAAUGAUGCAAAAACUGAAAUGCUUUAUCAUGUUAAAUGUGAAAAGUACAUCAAAACUUUCUGAAAAUUUUUCUUUUAUAAUUCCUAAGAUUAUUUUACCAAGUAUUCAAGUACUCUACAGUGCUUUUGGGUGAGAAUCAAAAGGUGUAAAAAAGUUAAAUUUUUCUGGCACAGAAACUUAUAGAUAUUUGCUAGAAGUAGUUACAAUCAAAAUUUCCUGACAUAAAUGAAAAAGAAAUUUCAAGUCAAAUAGGUCGCUGGUUUUCAGGUGCAAAGGAUAGAGAUGGUGGAAAGAGAUACCGAUUAUUAAAUAAAAAAAGUCGUGAAGAGCGAAAAUAAAGACGAAACUCUAUAAUAUUAUGUAUUUGUAAUUAUACAAAAAAAAAUUACUUAAAAAAUAAAAAUAAUAUAUAUAUA